Messenger RNA from Phycodurus eques (leafy seadragon), 2762 nucleotides. RefSeq names its product small conductance calcium-activated potassium channel protein 1-like. Gene Ontology annotation, biological process: potassium ion transmembrane transport. Lineage: Eukaryota; Metazoa; Chordata; Actinopteri; Syngnathiformes; Syngnathidae. Gene Ontology annotation, molecular function: small conductance calcium-activated potassium channel activity; calmodulin binding. Gene Ontology annotation, cellular component: plasma membrane; neuronal cell body; neuron projection. The record is from RefSeq and is a predicted model, not a curated record.
GGACAGGUUUGUUAGGAAGGAGCGCGGCCAUUCUUGUUGGAUUUUAGGAGCUGAUUACGCUGAUCAUUCAAUCUUUUUUAAAAAAGAUAUUUUUUUUUACCAGUGUAUGUCCAUUCAUCGUGACUUUUUGUUCUUUUUUUUCAGUGAGGACAUGCAUCAGGAGUGACUGUUUUAUUCCACAGGCAACAGCAUUUUUCCAAAUCUGAAGAAAUAGCAAGUAUCGCACUUGUUUUGUUAAAGCGUAAUGCAGCCAAACCAGUCAACCGUGUCACCAUGCACUCCUCCACGUCCAUGCUCAACAUUUCCCUGGUGGACGAAUGCGAGGUGGCGGGCCAGCGUUCUCCGCUGCCUCCCCCCAGGACGCUUUCCCCCCACCGGGCCCGCCCCCCCCAGUGCGGGAUCCGCCCGUCCCUCCAGAGGUGUGCGGAUCGCACGGUGUGGCUGGACCGCACCCAGGCCAUGGCCACCACGCCUUUGUACAACGGCCACCCGUGCGCCCCAGCCUCGCCGUGCUCCCCCGGGAGGCCCGGCAAAGUCAAAUGCAAGGAGAAGAAACGGCAGAGUUGUCCGAGGAAGGAGCGAAAAGCCAAGAACUCGGCAGCUUCCGGAAUCCAGGCGAAGGGUUGCGCUUUUAAAGACGUGGCCCAUUGCGCGUCCCCCUUCAAAAGCUCCAGGAGGCCUCCGGUCCAGAGCCUCCAGAGGCAGGCUCGCCUCUCCUUAGAGAUGAGCCAGAGCCUCCCGGAGAUCAUCGUCACCAGCAGGGACGACGAGCCGCCCGAACCCGGCAAUGAGACGGAUCGGGAUCGGGGCCUCCUGCCCGGGGCGCCCCGCCCCUCCAGCCCCAAGCGCAAGGCGGAGGCCAAGGACGACCGCUACUGGAAGACGCAUAGCAUCGGGUGGCGGCUGGUGCGCAGGAGGGCGCUCUUUCUACGCAGGCAGAGGCUGAACGACUGCGCUCUCGCCGUGGGGAUUUUCGGCGUGGUCAUGAUGGUCAUGGAAACGGAACUCUCCUGGAGCAUCUACAGCAAGAGCUCCGUCUACUCACUCACACUCAAAUCCAUCAUCAGCGUUUCCACCAUCAUCCUGCUGGGCCUCAUCGUAGCGUACCACUGCAGCGAGGUGCAGCUGUACGUCCACGACAGCAGCGCGGAGGACUGGCGCAUCGCCAUGACGACGGAGCGCCUGGCCCUGAUCGCGCUGGAGCUGGCGGCGGCGGCCGUCCACCCGUACCCGGUGGGCCUUGUGGCCUACUUGCAGCGGCGGACGCCGACGACGGCGGUGCUGUCCGAGACGGAGCUGGAGAUCGUGUUGGCGCUGCCCAUGUUCCUCAGGCUCUACCUGCUGGGCCGCGCCAUGAUGCUGCACAGCAGGCUCUUCACCGACACGGCGUCGCGUAGUAUCGGGGCGCUCAACAAGAUCCACUUCAACGCCCGCUUCGUGGGCAAGACCCUGAUGACCACCUACCCGGGCACCGUGCUGAUGAUCUUCAGCGUCUCCCUGUGGAUCGUGGCGGCGUGGGGGCUGCACGUAUGCGAGAGGCAUCACAACUACAGAGACCUGAGCAGCAACUACAUGGAGGCCCUGUGGAUGGUCUCCGUCACCUUCCUGUCUAUCGGCUACGGGGACGUGGUGCCUCACACCUACUGCGGUCGCAGCAUCUGCCUCCUCACCGGGAUCAUGGGGGCCGGCUGCACCGUCCUGGUGGUGGCGGUGGUGGCCAGGAAGCUGGAGCUGACGCGGGCCGAGAAGAGCGUGCACAACUUCAUGAUUGACUCGCACAUCUCCAAACGGAUGAAGAUCGCGGCAGCAAACGUGCUGAGGGAGACUUGGUUCAUCUACAAACACACCAAACUCUCCAGGGAGAAAGACCACACCAUGGUGCGCAUGCACCAGCGCAAACUGCUGCUCGCCAUCCACCAGCUUCGGCGCGUCAAGGUGGACAAGAGGAUCCUGGCCGACCAAGGCAGCACGCUGGUGGACCUCUGCAAGUUGCAAACCACGCUGGGCGACGUGCUGGUCGAGGUGCAGGGCUGCCGGGCCGAGCUGGACACGCACGUCCACGGCCUGGAGAAGCACGUGGAGGAGCUGCGCGAGGGCUUCCGCGGCCUCAUGCCGCUGCUCGCCAGCACCUUGUCCACGCAGAACUCGUCCAUCCGCCACCUGCUGCGCGAGAGGGAGAAGAAGGGCGACGGUGCUGGCGGCAGCCAGGACAGGUAGAUGGGAAAAUGGGCGUCGGGCGCCCCCUGGAGGGAGGAGUUGUGUAUUGCGGAACAGGAAAAUGCUGCUCGUUGCAUUUUUUCGUGCCACCAAUUGUGGCAAAUAUGAAACGUCUCAUCACCAUAGAAGCAGAAAUGGAACAGAAAAGGGGUUCACAACCGGCCGCUGAGAUCAAUAGGAGCAAAUGUACCACAAAAAGUCACAGUCCCAAUGUACAUUUCCCUUUUUUUGUGUGUGAUGCCAAAUGUGCAAUAAAUUCCAUAGGAGUGGAAAAGGAGGUUUUUGGGUUAGGGAAUCUGGCCACUCAAACGUGCAACCAAAUUAAAAAUGGCACUCUCCAUGUUGUAAUGUAACAGUUUGAUGAUGUCAUCAUUUCUAAUAAACACGUCUCAGCGCUCGUCUCCAAGAAUCAGACUCUUUCGUUUAGCCAAAACAUUUUAUUGAGAGACAAGGAACGCGUCUGCCUCCUGCGCUCCGCCCCGUCAUCUCUCCUUCAGCUCCGGGAAGAACAUUCUAGUGCUGCUUCCUUCUGAACGAGCACCCUA